ACACGCGUGUGUGAUUCGAGGCCAGGUGAUGACUGCAGAUGGGACCCCUCUAGUUGGAGUCAACAUCAGCUUUGUCAACAACCCUCUUUUUGGAUACACCAUCAGCAGACAAGACGGCAGCUUUGAUCUGGUUACCAUCGGUGGGAUCUCCAUUAUCCUGCACUUCGAACGGGCUCCCUUCAUCACCCAGGAGCACACUCUGUGGCUGCCCUGGGAUCGCUUCUUUGUGAUGGAAACCAUCGUCAUGAGGCAUGAAGAGAAUGAGAUCCCGAGCUGUGACCUCAGUAACUUCGCCCGGCCCAACCCUGUGGUCUCCCCAUCUCCCUUGACAGCUUUUGCAAGUUCCUGCUCAGAGAAAGGUCCUAUCGUUCCUGAGAUCCAGGCUCUACAGGAGGAGAUUAACGUUUCUGGUAGUAAAAUAAAAGUGAGUUACCUGAGCAGUCGCACAGCUGGCUACAAAUCAGUGCUGAGAAUCAGUAUGACCCACCCCACCAUUCCCUUCAACCUUAUGAAAGUCCACCUCAUGGUGGCUGUCGAGGGGCGCCUCUUCAGAAAGUGGUUUGCAGCUGCUCCAGACCUGUCCUAUUAUUUCAUCUGGGAUAAGACAGACGUCUACAGCCAGAAGGUGUAUGGGCUCUCAGAAGCCUUUGUUUCAGUAGGUUAUGAGUAUGAAUCCUGUCCUGACUUGAUCCUGUGGGAGAAGAGGACAGCUGUGCUUCAGGGUUAUGAAAUUGAUGCUUCCAAACUUGGAGGAUGGUCCCUGGACAAACAUCAUGCCCUCAACAUACAGAGUGGCAUCUUGCAUAAAGGAAACGGGGAAAACCAGUUUAUUUCCCAGCAGCCACCUGUGAUUGGAAGCAUUAUGGGCAACGGCCGCAGACGUAGCAUUUCUUGUCCAAGCUGCAAUGGUCUGGCAGAUGGGAACAAACUCCUGGCUCCUGUUGCCCUCACAUGUGGGUCUGAUGGAAGUCUUUAUGUUGGAGAUUUCAACUACAUCCGAAGGAUCUUUCCCUCUGGCAAUGUCACCAACAUACUGGAGCUGAGAAAUAAAGAUUUCAGACAUAGCCACAGCCCAGCUCAUAAGUAUUACUUGACCACAGAUCCAAUCACCGGCUCCAUCUACCUCUCCGACACCAACAGCCGUCGUAUCUAUAAAAUCAAGUCAACCACAUCCGUGAAAGACAUUGUGAAGAAUUCAGAGGUCUUGGCUGGAACCGGGGAUCAGUGCCUCCCAUUCGAUGAUAGCCGCUGCGGAGAUGGAGGCAAAGGCACUGAUGCUACCCUUACAAAUCCCAGGGGCAUCACUGUGGACAAAUUUGGGCUGAUCUACUUUGUGGAUGGCACUAUGAUCAGGAGGAUUGAUCAGAACGGGAUCAUCUCAACUGUGUUGGGCUCCAAUGACUUGACAUCUGCUCGGCCUCUCAGCUGCGACUCUGUCAUGGACAUUUCUCAGGUUCGUCUAGAAUGGCCCACGGAUCUGGCAGUCAAUCCAAUGGACAAUUCACUCUAUGUCCUCGACAAUAACGUUGUGUUACAGAUAUCUGAGAACCACCAGGUGCGCAUCGUGGCGGGAAGGCCCAUGCACUGCCAGGUGCCAGGCAUGGAUCACUUCCUCCUUAGCAAGGUGGCGAUCCACGCCACUCUGGAGUCUGCUACUGCCCUGGCCGUCUCCCAUAAUGGGGUCCUGUAUAUUGCUGAGACCGAUGAGAAAAAGAUCAACCGUAUCAGGCAGGUCACCACCAAUGGAGAGAUUUCUCUCGUUGCCGGUGCGCCAAGCAGCUGUGACUGCAAGAAUGAUGCUAACUGUGACUGCUUCUCGGGGGACGAUGGCUAUGCCAAGGAUGCCAAACUCAACGCACCGUCCUCCCUUGCGGUGUGUGCAGAUGGAGAGCUGUACGUCGCUGAUCUUGGAAAUAUCCGAAUCCGCUUUAUUCGGAAAAACAAACCAUUCCUCAACACGCAAAAUCUGUAUGAGUUAUCCUCACCCAUAGACCAGGAACUCUACUUGUUUGACACUAGUGGUAAGCACCUUUAUACUCAAAGCCUUACCACUGGAGAUUAUCUUUACAAUUUUACGUAUUCCGGAGAUGGAGAUAUAACCCUGAUCACUGACAAUAAUGGCAACUUAGUUAAUAUCCGGAGAGAUUCCACAGGGAUGCCCCUGUGGCUGGUAGUGCCCGAUGGCCAGGUCUACUGGGUGACAAUUGGUACCAACAGUGCACUCAAGAGCGUAACGACACAGGGGCAUGAAGUGGCCAUGAUGACUUACCACGGCAACUCCGGUCUCCUUGCCACCAAAAGCAAUGAAAAUGGUUGGACAACGUUUUACGAGUACGACAGUUUUGGCCGCCUGACCAAUGUGACCUUCCCUACCGGCCAAGUGAGCAGCUUCCGCAGCGACACCGACAGCUCCGUGCACGUCCAGGUGGAAACCUCCAGCAAGGACGAUGUUACAAUAACCACCAAUUUGUCGGCAUCGGGAGCCUUCUACACCCUGCUCCAAGACCAAGUGCGAAACAGCUACUACAUCGGCGCCGAUGGCUCUCUCAGACUGAUGCUCGCUAACGGCAUGGAGGUGGCCCUGCAAACCGAGCCACAUCUGCUGGCUGGCACCGUCAACCCCACGGUGGGGAAGAGGAACGUCACCCUGCCCAUCGACAACGGCCUCAACCUCGUGGAGUGGCGGCAGAGGAAGGAGCAAGCCAGAGGGCAGGUCACUGUCUUUGGACGUCGGCUGAGGGUUCACAACAGAAACCUCCUGUCCCUCGACUUCGAUCGUGUGACAAGGACAGAGAAAAUCUAUGAUGACCACCGCAAGUUCACGCUCCGCAUCCUCUACGACCAGGCAGGGAGGCCCAGUCUCUGGUCACCCAGCAGCAGGCUGAACGGCGUCAAUGUCACCUAUUCUCCAGGAGGACACAUUGCAGGGAUUCAGAGGGGCACGAUGUCAGAGAGGAUGGAGUACGAUCAGUCUGGCAGAAUUACAUCCAGGAUCUUUGCUGAUGGCAAAUCAUGGAGCUACACGUACCUGGAGAAGUCCAUGGUGCUGCUUCUUCACAGCCAGAGACAAUACAUCUUUGAAUUUGAUAAGAACGACCGGUUAUCAUCAGUGACCAUGCCCAACGUUGCCCGUCAGACUUUAGAAACAAUUCGUUCCAUUGGUUACUACAGGAACAUUUACCGGCCUCCGGAAGGCAAUGCCUCAGUAAUUCAGGAUUUCACAGAGGAUGAGCAGCUCCUCCACACUUUGUACCUGGGGACAGGGAGACGUGUCAUCUACAAGUAUGGGAAGCUGUCCAAGUUGGCCGAGAUGCUCUACGACACCACAAAGAUCAGUUUCACCUAUGACGAAACUGCUGGCAUGCUGAAGACAAUCAACUUGCAGAAUGAAGGGUUCACAUGCACAAUCAGAUACAGGCAGAUAGGACCCCUCAUUGAUCGACAGAUUUUCCGCUUCACUGAAGAAGGCAUGGUGAAUGCACGUUUUGACUAUAACUAUGACAACAGCUUUCGGGUGACCAGCAUGCAGGCAGUCAUCAACGAGACACCUUUACCCAUUGACCUCUACAGGUACGAUGAUGUGUCAGGCAAAACUGAGCAAUUUGGUAAAUUCGGAGUCAUUUACUACGAUAUCAACCAGAUUAUCACCACUGCUGUCAUGACUCACACUAAACAUUUUGAUGCCUACGGCAGGAUGAAGGAGGUCCAGUACGAGAUAUUCCGGUCCCUCAUGUACUGGAUGACUGUGCAGUACGACAACAUGGGGAGAGUGGUUAAGAAAGAGCUGAAGGUUGGCCCGUAUGCAAACACAACUAGGUACUCAUAUGAGUAUGAUGCUGAUGGACAGCUGCAGACUGUGUCUAUCAAUGACAAACCACUCUGGCGUUACAGCUACGACCUAAAUGGGAACCUCCAUUUGCUGAGUCCAGGGAAUAGUGCCCGCCUUACACCACUCAGGUACGACCUCAGGGAUAGGAUUACAAGACUGGGGGAUGUGCAGUACAAAAUGGAUGAAGACGGCUUCCUGAAGCAAAGAGGAAAUGACAUUUUUGAGUACAAUUCAGCUGGUCUGCUCAUCAAAGCCUACAAUAAAGCUAGUGGGUGGAGUGUGAAAUACCGCUAUGAUGGCCUAGGAAGGAGAGUCUCUAGCAAAACCAGCCACGGCCAUCACUUGCAGUUCUUCUACGCAGACCUGACCAGCCCAACCAAGGUCACCCAUUUAUACAACCACUCAAGCUCCGAAAUCACCUCCCUCUACUAUGACCUCCAAGGCCACCUCUUUGCAAUGGAGCUCAGCAGCGGUGAUGAAUUCUACAUAGCCUGCGAUAACAUUGGCACUCCUUUGGCUGUCUUCAGUGGGACUGGCUUAAUGAUCAAGCAGAUACUGUACACAGCAUAUGGGGAGAUCUAUAUGGACACCAAUCCCAACUUCCAGAUCAUCAUUGGCUACCAUGGAGGACUGUAUGACCCCCUCACAAAGCUUAUCCACAUGGGACGGAGGGACUAUGAUGUGCUAGCGGGUCGGUGGACGAGUCCAGACCACGAUAUGUGGAAGCACCUGAGUAGCAAUAACAUAAUGCCUUUCAACCUGUAUAUGUUCAAAAACAACAAUCCCAUUAGCAACUCUCAGGAUAUCAAAUGUUACAUGACAGAUGUCAACAGUUGGCUGCUCACUUUUGGGUUCCAGCUGCACAACGUCAUCCCUGGCUACCCCAAGCCAGACAUGGAUGCAAUGGAGCCGUCCUAUGAGCUAAUCCACACACAGAUGAAAACCCAAGAAUGGGACAACAGCAAGUCGAUUCUGGGAGUCCAGUGUGAAGUGCAGAAGCAGCUGAAGGCCUUUGUCACUCUUGAGCGCUUUGAGCGGAUCUAUAGCUCCAGCAUCGCCGGGUGCCGGCAGGUCAAGAAGAACAAGAACUUUGCCGCUGGGGGCUCUAUCUUCGGCAAAGGCGUCAAGUUCGCCAUGAAGGACGGGCGCGUGGCCACUGACAUCAUCAGUGUGGCCAACGAGGACGGGCGGAGGAUCGCAGCCAUCCUGAACAACGCCCAUUACCUGGAGAACUUGCACUUCACCAUCGACGGGGUGGACACGCACUAUUUCAUUAAGCAAGGGCCGUCGGAUGGCGACCUGUCCAUCCUGGGUCUCAGUGGUGGGCGGAGGACCCUGGAGAACGGCGUGAAUGUGACGGUGUCCCAGAUCAACACAGUGCUGAGUGGGAGGACUAGACGUUACACGGACAUCCAGCUCCAGUACGGUGCACUGUGCCUAAACACUCGCUACGGGACCACCUUGGACGAGGAGAAGGCCCGCGUCCUGGAGCUGGCCCGACAGCGCGCCGUCGCCCAAGCUUGGUCCCGGGAACAGCAGAGACUGCGGGAUGGGGAGGAGGGUAUUCGCUCGUGGACAGAAGGGGAGAAGCAACAAGUGCUAAACACUGGCCGGGUACAGGGCUACGACGGCUAUUUUGUGAUCUCAGUGGAGCAGUACCCCGAACUCUCAGACAGCGCCAACAACAUCCACUUCAUGAGACAGAGCGAAAUGGGCAGAAGGUGACAGAGAGGGUCGAUGCGGUGACUUCUUGCCAAAGACAGCUACUCUUUUGUGGCCACUUACCUGACUGUGUUGUACUCAAUCCUUUUUCUAAACUGAACAAGGUGGGGGGGAGGAAAAUAGAAAGAGAAGGAAUAAUACGGUUGCACUGUAACUCAUGCAACAUACCUUUUUUUUUUCUCUUUAAUUUGGCCUUCACACAUUUUUUGCAAUGAACAGAAGGUAUAUUUUGCCGUACUGUGAUCACAGUGAGAUUUACUGUCUCUUGUCCCUUUUUUGUUUCGUUUUGGUUUGGUUUUUUCCCUCCCUUUGUGAGGAAUUUGAAGUGGGGAGUCGUCAACGUACGUCCGUAGGUGUGAAGUGCGAAAUGGGUGUCUGUGCUAACUUGUGUCCUCCUAACCCUUUCUGAUUUGGGGCAGGGACAGAUAGCCUUCCACCCGAAACAUGAGGAGCCCAUACUGGAGAG
Messenger RNA from Mesitornis unicolor (brown roatelo), 6017 nucleotides. RefSeq names its product teneurin transmembrane protein 4 (gene TENM4). Lineage: Eukaryota; Metazoa; Chordata; Aves; Mesitornithiformes; Mesitornithidae. The annotation marks the transcript as partial. The record is from RefSeq and is a predicted model, not a curated record. The transcript has 15 exons. Gene Ontology annotation, cellular component: neuron projection. Gene Ontology annotation, molecular function: protein heterodimerization activity; cell adhesion molecule binding; protein homodimerization activity. Gene Ontology annotation, biological process: neuron development; heterophilic cell-cell adhesion.